AUGGGCGAAGAGAAUGACAAGCCAACUACGCGUCCGCUGAACUUUGCUAUCCCAACACAGCCACGUCGUGGUAUUGACGCAGUACAUGUAAAUGCAGCCAGAGAGAUGGUGCAACUACAUACCCGAGGUCGGGCACCUCCCUCAAGGCAACUGCCCCAACAACCACUCCAACAACCACUCCAACAACCACUCCAACAACCACUCCAACAACCACUCCAACAACAACAACAACUGCAGUCUCGAAAGUCUCCCAAAGUGCACUCUCCUGUGGUAUUGGAACAGUCUAAAGCACCCAUCACCCAGCCAAGAGUUAGCAUACCGUUGGAUCACGACGGCGCGGAGUGCAAGAACCCCCAGUGUCAACAUUGCGGAAGUAUCAUUAUUCCCGCCCCACAACUGUCGUUCCCCUUACAGGACAAACCAUCGAUAAAAAUCAAUGACUGGGAGAUAUACACCAUCAAGAAACCGAUCCUAUCCUCAGCUGAGCUUGACCAUCUAGGUGACACCAAAUUCGAGUUCCCCUUGCCCGAAAUGAUCUUUGGAAACAACUUUGUUCGGAUUAGAUACACUGGUGAUGCUGGCAAGGGAGAGAAAGGUGAGGGGCAUGAAAUAUGGUUUAAUUCGAUAGAUGCGUUGGAUACUUUGGAAGAUGAUUGUCAUUUGAAAGUGAGCUAUCAUGAAGAAUGGCUCCAACUGCGUCAGAAUCGACGCAAGAAGCACGAGAGGGGUGGUGAUGCCAAAACCUCUUCUAGUGCAGGUGAUGAAAUGAGUGAGAAGGUGAGUGAUUUGACAGAUUUGGAUGCCGUGAAACCGUAUGAUUGGACAUAUUCUCCAAAUUACGUGGGUCAUUCGCGUGGAUUCAAAUUUGUCGCUGAUGAGAAGUUGGAAAUCCCCGUGAAUCGAUUAAUGAACCCUGAUCCUAUCUUAUUCUUUGAUGAAAUGAUCUUGUACGAGGACGAGUUGGCUGACAACGGGAUAAACUGUCGAAUUUUUAUUGAUUUUGAUUCAAAUGAAGUGAUACGAGAGUACAAGUUGCAAGAAUGUGACUAUGAUGAUGUAUUGAAAGUUGCUGCAUCUGGUGGUGGCGGUGGAAGCAGUGGUAAGCUCCGGUCCGUUCAUACAUUGCCCAGAUUGGCAAACCACGAGACGUGGUCAGCUCAAGGAAUACCUGGACUCUUGUCUCCCCAAGGAUAUUCCGCUGCAUGGACAGAUUACCAAACAUACUUGUUGACCAAUUUAACAUUACUCACCAACGGAACAGCCAAUGAAACAAAGAAGCCAUUUGAGAUCCUACUCAAUACUGCCAAACAAACUACGCAACAACAUACUUUCCAUUACGCCGCCAUGUCACACAUGAAUCAUUUCUUUUUCGAACAAUUGACCGAUAAAUCAAACUCGAAAUUGAGCAAACCAUCUCGAUUUUUAAUGGAAAAACUAAUACAUCAGGAUAUCUUGGACGUUGAUGCAUUGAGAACUAAAAUGUUAACCAUGGCUGAAAAUGCAUAUGGACAAGGAUGGAUUUAUCUUGUUGAAGACAAGACUAAGAAUUUGCAAUUUCUCCAAUGCAACAAUGAUGGAGUGCCUUACUACUUUGGUAAGCGUCAACAAUUGGACUUGAAUGGUGGCAUCGAUGAAGUCAGCUUCAACAGGUUGGCAAACUUACAAAAGAGAGCUAGUGGUGAAGAUGUUGUGGAAGAUGAGCAAUAUUUGCCAAUCUUGGCUAUCAACUACUGGGAUUAUAUGUAUGUUGAAGAUUACGGAGUUACUGGCAAGAAUGAGUACUUGAAUAAUUUGUGGGAUCAUUUGAAUUGGGAUGUGAUCAAUAAGAGAUUGUUCCAGGUGUAG
This is a messenger RNA of Lodderomyces theae, 1845 nucleotides long. RefSeq names its product mitochondrial 37S ribosomal mS42 domain-containing protein. The coding region runs from base 1 to 1845 and encodes 614 amino acids. The transcript has 3 exons. The record is from RefSeq and is a predicted model, not a curated record. Gene Ontology annotation, biological process: superoxide metabolic process. NCBI's taxonomy places the organism in Eukaryota, Fungi, Ascomycota, Pichiomycetes, Serinales, Debaryomycetaceae. Gene Ontology annotation, molecular function: superoxide dismutase activity; metal ion binding.